This is a messenger RNA of Octopus bimaculoides (California two-spot octopus), 396 nucleotides long. Its product is annotated as complex I assembly factor TIMMDC1, mitochondrial. Gene Ontology annotation, cellular component: mitochondrion. The record is from RefSeq and is a predicted model, not a curated record. NCBI's taxonomy places the organism in Eukaryota, Metazoa, Mollusca, Cephalopoda, Octopoda, Octopodidae. Gene Ontology annotation, biological process: mitochondrial respiratory chain complex I assembly.
ACCGUGUUGUGUUAGCAGGAAUGAAGUCAGGCAUUUUUUGGAGUUAUCGCACGUGUUUUUUCUCCUCAAUAUUCCUUUUAUUAUCACAAUCUAUAGCUGUCUACAGAAACAAAAGCAGUGUUUGGGAAUAUUUGAUAGCUUCAGGGAUAACAGGAAUGAUACUGAAGGUGAACUUGGGACUGAAAGGAAUAAUUAGUGGUGGUAUAUUUGGUUCACUCAUGGGUUUGUGUGGUGGUUCUAUUAUCUAUGGUUUUAUGGUAUUAACCAAUGAAACUCAAGAUCAACGACAUUACUGGGAAAUACAAAAGUAUUUGGAAGAGAAAAAACAGCAAAAAGCAACGAAUGCCUGAAUUCAUUUGAAAUUAGUAAUAAAUAUGUUGUAAUAUUUUUUUAAAA